AUGGCGACCGGGACAAUAUACGACUUUCAAGUGAAAGAUGCGGCUGGAGAUUUAGUCUCACUGGAUAAGUACAGUGGUCUGGUUGUCAUCAUUGUGAAUGUUGCAUCAUAUUGUGGACUGACGAAUUCCAAUUAUGAUCAGUUGAAGACUCUAAACGAUAAAUAUUAUUCUCGUGGCCUUCGUGUGGCUGCAUUCCCGUGUAACCAAUUCGGUUUUCAGGAACCAUUCUGCGAAGCUGAUGUCAGCAACUUUGUUAAGGAAAAAUUUGCAUUUGAGCCUGAUCUCUACGGAAAAGUUUUGGUGAAUGGAGGACCGCUGAUUGGAGGAGCAGAUCCACUUUGGGAGUUUUUAAAAAAAGAGCAAGGAGGAACCCUAUUUGAUGCUAUCAAGUGGAAUUUCACCAAAUUUCUGGUGAACAGAAAGGGAAAAGUUGUUGCCAGAUACGGCCCAUCGACAGAUCCAAAGAGUUUUGAGAACGAAAUUGAAAGACUUCUUGCAGAAAAACCGUGA
This is a messenger RNA of Caenorhabditis briggsae, 510 nucleotides long. The transcript is spliced from 4 exons. NCBI's taxonomy places the organism in Eukaryota, Metazoa, Nematoda, Chromadorea, Rhabditida, Rhabditidae. Bases 1 to 510 code for a protein of 169 amino acids. Gene Ontology annotation, biological process: response to oxidative stress. The record is from RefSeq and is a predicted model, not a curated record. Gene Ontology annotation, molecular function: glutathione peroxidase activity.